CAGAAAUAAUUCGGAGUUUACUUGCGCUGUGACAGCAGCUGUAAAGGCUCAUCAAGCACCACUGAGUGUUUCUCACUGAAGACGUUGCCGCAAAAGAGAAAAACCGACGCAUCAGGACAGGAUUAUGGUGAUGAUGAUGAUGAUUACGAAGAGUGUUCUCUCAGGAUCCUUCCUCCUCCUCCUCCUCAGCAGCACUGUGUCCGGACUGGGAUCAGUGGUGACAAGAUUUUACUCACAAGUCAGAAAUCAUGUCUCCUGGCAGGAAGCUCAAAGCUACUGCAGGAGAUCAAAUGCAUACAUCGAUAUGGCCGUCCUGUACACACACUCUGACAGAGACCGUAUGUACUUGGACAAUUAUAACGCAUGGAUCGGCCUGUACAAAAACUCCAAUAACUGGGAUUGGUCUGAUGGAGAAAACACAAACUUCUAUGGUUGGAGACGAUACGAACCACGCAACGCUGAUACCUGCGCUUACGUCGAUUACAGCGACAAAAAGUUUGUCGGUGAUGAUUGUGGAACAUAUUUCUUCUUCCUUUGUCACAAGCGCCACAAACGCAAUUACGAAUACAAAUUUAUGUCUACGUCGAUGACAUGGUCUGAGGCCCAGCAGCACUGCAGGGAUUCAGAUAAAUACGAUGAUCUGGCAACUUUCGAAAACAUUGGAGACGCUGGCGGCGGCGGCGGCAACGGCAGUGGUGACAGCAGCGGGGACGGAGGCGGCAGUGGGGACAGCAGCUGGGUCAACAUGUACUCAUUUAUUAAAUUAGAGAACUUUCCGGUCUGGAUUGGACUGCAUAGAGAUGGGGGAACAUGGAAUUGGAGCAUAGGCUCGUCAGAGUACGGUAGUUGGGAACCAGGUGAGCCAAGUGACAGCGGGGACUGCGUCUCUAUCUCCUCCAGUGAAAAAAAGAUGUCAGCCCAAAACUGCUCCAUCCGUCUUCCCUUCGUCUGCAUGAACGACAACCUGAUUCUGGUAAAGGAGAACAGACCAUGGGAGGAGGCGCUGGAACACUGCAGAAACCUCAUUGCACCUUACUAUUACCACUACGAGCUGGUCAGUGUGCAGCCAUCAGAUCAUGACUACGUGACUAGUCGGGUCAUCGAUGCCGAAACUGAGGAGGUGUGGACAGGCCUUCGUUUCCUGGCCGGUCGAUGGCUAUGGGUGAAUGGGGCAGAUAUGUUGUACUCUGACCUCCCCACCUGCCCCGUCGAGGUGCAAAGCUGUGGAGCCUUACCCAAAAAGGACACAGGCAUUCUAGAGACCAGAGACUGUUCAGAGAAAAGAAACUUCCUUUGUUACCGGACUUGGUUCUGACAUCACCACCAUCAUCUGCAUUAGGGUUGUCACUCCCAAAUUGUCCUACAUCUGCUAUCUACCAUAUCAAGUUAUGUUCACAUGGUACAGAUGCUAGAAUAGAUGCAAGUGUAAAAAGGCUUUAGAAUACAUUUACGGUAUGUGAAUAAUUAUAGAAAGACAUUGCAAGUGUUUGAUAAAACUUUGUGGUAAUAUAAA
This is a messenger RNA of Lates calcarifer (barramundi perch), 1513 nucleotides long. RefSeq names its product macrophage mannose receptor 1-like. NCBI's taxonomy places the organism in Eukaryota, Metazoa, Chordata, Actinopteri, Centropomidae. The record is from RefSeq and is a predicted model, not a curated record.